UCUGUUUGAAAACUGGGCCCACUGAAUUUAUCUGUAACUGUUCUUUCCUUAUGUACUUAAAAAAUAAUGUUCUAGAAGCGUCUGUGGCAAGUUAGCUGCGUUUUUAGUUUUUGCUUUGCCUUUGGUUGUGACAGAUGGCGAAGUCGAGUGAUUGCACCAGCAAUUAAUUUCAAUAAAUAUCCAUGUUAAUCAUCAUCAUGGGAUUGAUCCUUCAGAGCCAGAUACGUUAUUGUUAGUAACUAAAAGUAAAGUACCAUUGCGAUGGAACAACUCAAACGGAUAAAGGGAGUGAGGGGCCGUCUCAAAUCCAGCCUCACCAAACUGCUAUACACAGCAGAAAACUCUUCCGCAUCAAUCGGCGUUGACGUGGAGGUACUGCUAGUCAGGCCCGACAAAGUUUGGAAUGAUUUCGAACUUGCCGGAGAUGAUCUGAGCGUGCUUGACGUCGAGGGCUGGGUUGAUCCUGCGGAUGACUACGGCAUGUAUGAGGCGAAGUACCUAAAAGCCCGUGCGCUUUUAUUUUCCCUCAAGCGCUCACAGGAGCCGACAACACCAACAACAAAGAGACAUGCAAAAGGAGACUCAAUAGCUAACAACGACGCUAUUUCUCGCUUAGUGCAGCAACAACAAGAGUUCUUCGAACGCCUCGAAGCGACUUUAACACCAACCCAGGCUGAAGCCGCGGCUCCAGUAAGGGAGACAGAAUUACCGAAAAUUCACAUAAAACCGUUUGGUGGCUUUUACAAGAUGAGGCUGCAAGUUUGGUACGCCACUUGCCGAUUUCUGAGACCGCAUAUGACAACGCUUGGGAGCGCCUCAAUGCGAGAUACGAUCGAGCACGUCAAAUUAUUCACAACCUGUUGGACAUCUUUAUGGAGCUACCAUCGACUAACAAUAGGGAGGUAUCCAUAUUGCGUAGCGUAUCAGAUGGUGCAAAUGAGGUCAUCCGUGCAUUGGACUCCAUUGGCCAUAUGGACCGAUACAGCUGGGUUAUCCAUUUAUUGCUGAAUAAAAUCGAUCCAGAGUCACGCCGAAAAUGGGUAGAUGCAAGCCGUGCUUUAAGGGGGGUUAGGGUUUUAAAAUUUUUUUUUUUCGAUUUUUUUUUUUUUUUUAUUUUCUUAUUAAAGAACCUUUCAAGAAUACUGUGUCCAAAUUUUAUCAUGGGCAACCAUUUUAGCAACCCCACCUCCGAGCCAGGCCAACGGAGAGAAAAACUUCAAAGCGUUUUUCCCAAAACUCACUUUUUCA
Molecule: messenger RNA, 1248 nt
Organism: Drosophila ananassae
Lineage: Eukaryota; Metazoa; Arthropoda; Insecta; Diptera; Drosophilidae
Exons: 2
Coding region: 262-1008 (248 amino acids)
Source: RefSeq, a predicted model, not a curated record